GCGUUUGCUUUUUCUCGCUAAAGGGAGAGUUUUCCAUGGUGUUUAUAUUAAUUGCUUGAAUGUAAAUAACAUUUUAUUUCUGUAUAUCUAAAUACUAUUUGAUAGUUCCUAGUAAUCCUGCCUUGCGCCCUAAAUUCCCCAGACUGGCCCAAGAUUGCAGUUAAACAAAUAUGACAAAUUGGUCGUUGUGAACAAUAGAUAGUACAUCUAUAUUAGUAACAAACAUUAUAAGUAAAUGGCAUGAUAUGAAUUAAAUGGGGAAGCGAUCACAUAACGAUUUUCACCUUUGGCACCUUCUCAGUUUUAACACCAGGCGGCAACUGUCAGAAGGCGGAAGCGAAAUGGACUGUUUCAUGUUCCGGGGUCACUAUUCUGCCUUUUCUUUUUUUAUAGCGCGAAGCUAAUUAACCUUAGGCGUAUUGGUAACAUUGACACAUAAACAGGCUUGUGCUGCAGUCGCUGAAAACCAUGCAGGGUGUAAAGCUGAUCCUGGUCCUGGCGCUGGUGCUUCUCGCAUCUUUGCACGGUGCCGAUUCAGCCCGGGCUCGCAAAGACUUCGGCAGCCAGAACAGUUUCAGACGGGUGGCGAACGGCUUUUAUCAAACCCUGAGCAGCAUUUUCGGAGAGGACAAUAUCAGGGCUUUAUAUAAGUUUUUCAGUAAGACAACUGAACGCUUUGUCCAUGGAGUUGACUCCUUCUUGGACACUGUGUGGAAGAUUUGGACAGACCUGUUUGAUGUUCUGGGAAUUGACUCAUCCAACUUGAGCCACUACUUCAGUCCCGCCUCCGUUGCCAGCUCGCCAGCGCGGGCCCUGCUAUUGGUGGCCGCCGUGCUGCUUGCCUAUUGGCUGCUCUCACUCUUCCUGGGCAGCCUUUUCUACGUGCUGCGGCUGGCAUUUGGCCGCUUCUUCUGGCUGGUGCGUGUAGCUCUCUUUGCUCUCUCCUGCCUCUAUAUCCUGCACAAGUUCGAGGGCGACCCGGAGCGCGCCGUGCUGCCUCUGUGUGCCGUCAUGGCCGUCUACUUCAUGACGGGGCCCGUUGGGGCCCACUGGCGCCGGGGAGGAGGCAACUCUUUGGAAGAAAAGAUCGACCACCUGGAAACCCAGGUCCGGCUGCUCAACAUCCGCCUCAGCCGGGUCAUCGACAACCUGGAGCGCUCUGCUGACCAGUAGAUCGCCAUGCAUUAGGGGUAUGGGUGGCUGGGUGGCUGGGUGGCUGGGGGGGGGUUGGUAUACUGCAAUACAUUGUAUUUAUGGGCCUGAAAUUGGGGGGUUGGGGGGGGGGGGUUGUUUCUAAACUUUCCAAACCACGACAGGGACCUACAGGAGGUAGAAGUUCAGUACAGUAUGGUGUAUCUCAGUAUUAGUGUAGUGUUGCAAAGCACAGUGAAGGUGUGUCAGAGGACAAACAUGUGGAAGAUCAGGAAGAUGGUCAUGGAAACUCUUAGAGUACUAAUGAGGGGAAGGUAACAGCACUGCAGCGUUUACCGACAGCCUGUGAUCGAUGUUUCCUCAGCCAGAGGAAAUGACUGGCUGGAUUUUUCACAGAGUGUCUGUCAUGUAGCCCCACUUGGUGAAAGCCGCUCUGUCCUCCAUGUUUACUUUACUGCAUCUUAUGUUCUUUUCCAACGUAACAACACUAUAAUCGCACUUACACUCUGACACCGCCUGGCUGUUUAUACCACCCAAAGGCCACCAAGUCUCAGCUUGUUUUCCUUGAUUAUUUUUUUUCCUUCUUUUUUUAAAUUUGAUAAAUUGUGUAAUUUUGCUUUCCAAGAUGAUUGUCAGAAAUGGAACGGAAAGCUACGAGUGUAAGAUGCUGCAUUGUAAUGAAAAUCGUGACGCUACUGGAAACCUAGACAUGCAUCUGUAUUGCUGUUCACAUUCCUGAAGGAUUGUAAGUUAACAUUAGUAAUUAUUUCUUUAUUAUUGCUCUCUGGCUGCUCUAUGUUCUCCUCUGCUCCUAGAACUCAUAUGAUAGCCCUUAUGAUUUAAAAAAUCAGCUUUAUCUUAACAGCCCAGAAGAAGCAAAGUCCAAUUGUGUUUUAAUACUCAAGUUUAAUUACAGCUAACAGUCAUUCCAGUGUAUUUCUCUGUGCUCUUUUAUUAAAGAGAGUUUAUGACGGAGCAGAGUGUGGUGAGGCCAGUACUUUCCAUUUACCAACUGCAGUAUAGUCGAGCUCUCUGUUGUUAGUAAUAGAUUUAAUUUUUCUUUUUUGCUCGUAAUAGAUUGCUUUCUGUGGACAGUGCUGAGAAACACCAAGCCAUCCUGAAUGAACUGUCAAUGUUCCUCCAUAGCAAUAGAUUUCUCCAGGUUAAUUUCAGGACUUUUUUUAGUCAUGGACCAAUGGGAGGGCUGGUCCUUGUGUGUGUGUGUGUGUGUGUGUGUGUGUGUGUGAGAGAGAGAGAGAGCGAGAUUGUCAAGCUGAUCUAGGAAGUAUUUCUGUUAAAUCUGCAUGUGUAUGAGAUUAAAUGAGUAAAAUGAUUGAAAUGUACAACUGCUAACAUGAUCUAGACUCGUCUCACACGAUUCUGAUGCACUGUGUGGAAACACAGACUUUUAAGAAGCACAGGGUUACACGUCAUCUGUCAGCCAUGUGUAAUGAGGUUAAAGAAGCAUUGUCAACAUGCAAAUCCCAUCAAGUUUGACUCCACAGGGUUAAAUCAUAGCAAACCUGUUACACGUUCCAAAUACUGGACGAAGGAAUUUGUUAAAUAUUGCUGAAAAGAAUCUCUUGUAGCACCUUGUAUUUGUUGAAUUGCUGUUGGGAAUCACUGCAUCUGUGUGUCACACAGUAAGAGUUUGUGUUUUAAGGUGUAAAUCAUGAGAGUGCAGUGUUGUAUCGCUUGUGUAGCUGUCAUAUCCUUUUAGAUUUCAAGCUCUUAAAGGCAGCUGCAUAAACUGGGAAUGGAUUUGGUUGGCCUUAGAUUGAAUUCAUUUAGCACUGGGAACAAUGCAUUUAAUGUGUUCCAGGCACAAAUUAGUCAGAUUUUAGCUGGCUAUUCAUUUUUUAUAUAGAUAUUUAUGUAUAUUUAACAUAUAUGAUUUAUAUGUAAUAACACAACGGUUUAUUUUUAGACACCACAUUUCAGAGCAUAAGUCGAUUUAAACUCUACACAUAUUGAAGACCUUAUCAAUAUAUGUGUUAAAGUGUGUCAAACCAUGAUUGUGAAGUUAAAGAUAGGCUUUCCUUAUUACAUUACACCUUAGCAUUGGGCAAAAAUGUAGGCCUUGUAGGUUUAUUUUCUCUCAGCUUCACAGCAGUUUCAGCUGGCUCAGUGACAUCUAUUUAGUUUUCAAAAGUUUUACAGCAACAAGAUAUACUAGUAAUGUGGCAGGAGAACUUCAAGCUUGUUAUAGCAGUGCUGGUUAUGUCAAUGUGUCCAGUACAGCUUAGUUUAUAAUUAGAAAUGCUAAAUAAGAUUUGCCAGGGAAGCAGCCCACAGUGAUACGCUUGGCUAAAGGUGACCAAGUAGCCUUGCGUUGCUGUUGCAUCUCAAACCACAUGUGCAUGCCUCUGUGUAUUUAUAUUUACUAUCGACUAAAGAGACCUUUAGUGUUUUUGUCCAGAUUGUUGUUUCUCAUCAUGUGCUACUGUGGAAGUGUGUAAGAUUUCUGCAUAUUCAUGAAUCCAUGUUGAAUUAUCUUGGCUUUUCUUAAAGCUUGGACUAAUUUUAGCUUUAUUUUUCAAAGGCCUGUCAAAUUAUGGGUUAGAAAUAGUAACUAUAAGCAAAUAAAGCUAGAUCAUUUUCAUUUUAAAAAAUUAUCUAUCAAGAGUUUUAUUAAAAUGUUAGAUAUUCUUUAAAUCUAAGGGAUUCCACAGUACUUGAUUGAAGACAUUGAGCCAAAUUCUAUGACGAGUGUGGUUCUUCAUCAAAAGGAUUAUACUCAUCUGUCUUUUGUCCUUUUAUUUAAAUUUAAUAUCUCAGGCAUCUGUGUUCAUUAUUAAAUAAGAAUAUUAUUGUAUAUAGUGAGUUUUUUUCCUCUGUUUUUAAGAACCUCUGCUGUUAUGUUUUCAUUCUGAAACAUGGGGGGAAUUCACUGUAUAUGCUACUGUUUGAUAUGUUCUAGCAAGUGAAUUGUGGCCAGAAAUGCUGUGUGAAAUAUAAAUGUAAAUGGGGGGGGGGGGGGUGCUCAUUCCCAAGGCUGAAUCAGUAUUGCCAUAAGGCGCCAUUAGAGGGCGACCUCCCCUACUCUCCUUCCAUGCCAUUGAGUUCAUACUGAAAUCAGCAUUGCAUGUGGAUUACUCUGACAUGUUUACCUGGUCCUUUUUCUGUUUAAUUUUAGCUACUGCUUUGCAUGUUUGGCCUUUUCGUUUUUGUGCAUAGUGAAAUGUGAUUGUGUGACAUUGGAGUUUUCCUAUUAGAUUCUGAAAUUCGUAAAGAUUAAGAAGUUGAUAUUUGGAAGUAUUUGGGUAGUAUUUUAAAUGUUUCCGUGCUGUAGAAACAUGACCAUUUAAAAAUGAAAAAGCAGUUAAUUCACAGGGUAAUAGUGUUAUGCUUUCCUAGUUUCAUCAGUUAAGCUGUGAACCUCUCAAGCAAUAAGCUUCAUUUUUGCAUCUCUUGUGCUAUGUAGCCGCUGCCUAUCGCAACGACACUUUUCAUGUGCGUGUUAGUGUAUGCAAGAAAGCAGGCCUAUUGGUUGCAUUUUGAAGAGCUGAUUAUUUCUCUGCAUAUUGCAUUGUAGUAUAGAGACCAGGGUUAAUUUGUCCUGCAGGUGUGAGGUUCGACCAAAGCAUCAUUUCAGGAUAUUUGCAAGCAUUCAGGUUUUGAAGUUGUGUGUGAAGGAUAAGUAUCUAAGUGAAGGGAAGUAUUGACACUGUAAAUGAAAUAAAGGAGAGUACUAUUACUGUGAGAAUCAGCACAAAAACAACUUAUUUGCCAGAUACACCUUAAUUGUGCUAUUGCCAAUAUUCAUUUCCCCAUUCCCUCAUUUUUUUCUUACUGAAUUUUGUGUUUAAAACUUUGAAAUAGCGAGUAGUUCUGUUUUUUGUAUGUUUUCUUCUUUUGAUAUGAAAAUUUCCAGUAUUUGUGGUUUUGGGAGUGGUAUAUUACUGCCUGCUGUUGACUACUGAUGUUAUGAGUGUUGUGAUAUGAAGGUAUCAUUUUAAAGUGAACUAGAGGCUUGGAAUUGAAAUAAAUUACUUUAUCAUUACUGUUA
Messenger RNA from Brienomyrus brachyistius, 5161 nucleotides. RefSeq names its product bri3 binding protein (gene bri3bp). NCBI's taxonomy places the organism in Eukaryota, Metazoa, Chordata, Actinopteri, Osteoglossiformes, Mormyridae. The transcript has 3 exons. Gene Ontology annotation, cellular component: mitochondrion. Bases 469 to 1173 code for a protein of 234 amino acids. The record is from RefSeq and is a predicted model, not a curated record.